Messenger RNA from Gymnodraco acuticeps, 3510 nucleotides. It is a transcript of the gene pnp6, whose product is annotated as purine nucleoside phosphorylase 6. Gene Ontology annotation, biological process: nucleoside metabolic process. The transcript has 6 exons. Gene Ontology annotation, molecular function: purine-nucleoside phosphorylase activity. Bases 125 to 1000 code for a protein of 291 amino acids. NCBI's taxonomy places the organism in Eukaryota, Metazoa, Chordata, Actinopteri, Perciformes, Bathydraconidae. Gene Ontology annotation, cellular component: cytoplasm. The record is from RefSeq and is a predicted model, not a curated record.
CUCCGUCCGCCGCAGCAGAUUCUCCAUCAGCCGCUCCACUCCCGUGAACCCAGGACGGGAAGCGUCCGUCAAACACGACACAAACAGCGUCUUGUUAGAUAAAUAGUCUCGUUUAUCUUCAGUUAUGGAAGCGGCAUCCUCCUCCUCCAGUCAGUGCAGCACUUACAGUUAUGAAGAGUAUAAGGAGACAGCAGACUGGCUGCUGGCCCACACAGAGCAGCGUCCUAAAGUAGCCAUCAUCUGUGGGUCGGGCCUGGGGGGCCUGGGAGAGCUGCUCGGUGACAGGAAUGUGUUCCAAUAUAAAGAUAUUCCACAUUUUCCCACCAGCACUGUGUCAGGCCAUGCUGGUCAGCUGGUGUUUGGGAAGCUGCAGGGCCGUGAGUGUGUCUGCAUGCAGGGGAGAUUCCAUUUCUACGAGGGCUACAACAUACACACGGUGACGUACCCAGUGCGAGUCUUCUACCUGCUGGGCGUGGAAACUCUGAUUGUGACAAACGCAGCGGGGGGGCUCAAUGGUUGCUAUGAAGUUGGAGACAUCAUGCUCAUUAAGGAUCACAUCAACAUGCCAGGCUUUGCAGGGCAGAAUCCGCUCUGUGGGCACAAUGAUGAUAGGUUUGGAGUGCGUUUCCCUUGCAUGUCUGAUGCCUACGACCGCGAGCUGGGCGCUCUGGUCAAGCAGACAGCAAAGGAGCAGGGCUGCGACAGCUUCCUGCAGGAGGGAGUUUACUGCAUGCUGGCUGGACCGGCAUACGAGACUGUUGCAGAGUGCAGAGCCCUGCAGAUGCUGGGGGCUGAUGCUGUGGGUAUGAGCACGGUGCCAGAGGUGCUGGUGGCGCGUCACUGUGGUUUGCGUGUCUUGGGUCUGUCCCUCAUCACCAAUAAGGUGGUGACAGAAUAUGACAGCACAGAGAGGGCUAACCAUGAGGAGGUGCUGAAGACCACCGAGCGCAGAACCCAGGACCUCCAGAGGCUCGUCAGCCACCUCAUCACCAAUAUCUAGUCCGUUCAGCCUCUAGUACCUUUAAGUAAUCGGUGACUCAUCUUAGCUUUGAAUAAAAGGUAACAAUAAGGUGCAGAUGAUGAACUGGGCAAGAAUGUGAGUUUACAGUAGUUAUAGUUUUGGUUAACUGGGGGAGUGAGGGAGAGGGCUUUAAGAGCAGAGUAAAAAGAAGAAUGACAAUUGUAAAAGCUUGAAAUGUGCACAGAAUUUGCCGAAUGUUGACACGUGUCAACUUUGCUCUCAGUGCAAGAUGUUCAAAACCCUGGAUAUUGUCCCAUGAAUUACAUUCAUGGAGGCCUUAUAGAAUAUAUUUCUGACAGCAGACUCAAUUUUGAUUUACAAAGCUAUCAUUUCUAAAACUUGGCCAAUGAGCCGUUAAUCUAAACGUUUUAACAGAAAGCAAGGAUUGGCUUUACUAUGUUUUUACGUUUUGUUUUUUGUUUUGUUUUGCACUACCAUACCCUCCGAGGAAUAUAAUGAGAAUAGGCGAGAGAUUACCAGACAUCUACAUAAAUAAGAUAUCCGAACUGUGAAGAACCGAUGUUUGAAGAUAGUUUGAGUUAAACCACGGGUGGAAAAAAAUCAUAGUUUCAAGUAGGGUUGCUCAACAAUAAGUGGAACAUAAAUCAUGAAACCUGGAAACCAGAUUUAGGAUAAUGUAAUUUCCUGAGUGUCUCUAAAACCUGUAGGUGACAUAAUGACUUUUGUUGUGUGUUCCAAAUAUGGGGCAAAGCCUGCGAGCUAGUUCAGGCAGUCAACUCGAGCACUUAUGCUGCAUUCAUACAUAACGCCCCUUGCCACUCUACAACCAACCAAUCAGAGUCCCCUUAAUAUGCCACUCUAUUUAUCCUGCCAGAUCUCUCUCCAUGCAUUGCUUGCUGCUGCUUGCCUGCCCUACCACCUCCCCAGCUUCCACCUGUCGCCAAACUCAACUAUAUGCUGCUUCUAAUACACAUGUUAAAGAAACACGUGAGUUGUCUGACUGAACCACUAUUGUGGCGGUUACUGAUUAUAGUAUAGCAUUCCCUUAUUUAAAACGACCAUGUUCUCAUAUAUCCCAGUUCAUGGAUCAAUACAUGUAAAAGGAAUACACCGGUAUGUAUUUCUACCCUGCAUUAUUGCUGCAGGGUUGUUUGGGUUUUCCCUUUAUGGUACUUCCUGUUAUGGUUAUACUGGCAGCAUAGUGAAACCUCUCUGAUGGCUGAUAUUUAAUCACAAAACAUUAUAAUUAAUAUAAUAUAUAUGUAUGGUGAGUUUAUGCUGCUCAUUACUAGUCAAAACAUAAAAACCUUGAGAAAUACUGGGAUAAUUGUGACAUGGCCGUUUUUAUGAUCAUUUUCUUAAUUACGACUCAGCGAAAUGUUUUUUUGUUUUAUCUUAACUGGGUCAUUGAAUGAUACCCUCCAUAUUUGUUGUAUCAGCAAAUUGCUGUAUGUCUUAUUUGCCUUAAGUGAGAGCAAUGUAUGCAACUACCACCUAUCAAUGCAUCAUUUACUAGCUUAAGACACUGCACUAUGCGUUUCCCUUGAAUUAUUGGUGCACAAUGCACAUAUAGAAGCAACUUCUCCAGUACUGUCUGAGAAGUUAAUCCACAUGAUCAAAAAUGCUAAUAAGAGAGAAUAUGGAAUAAUUAUUGGGAACAAAUAGUAUUAACUGGCACCUGAUUCCUUUAUUUUGUGAUUGAUUGUUAUAAAAAAUGUACAAUACAUAGUUAUUUUAGCUAUACAAGUGAAUAUAUAUAUACACUGGGAUCAAAUCAAAGGUGUUUAUUUUUUAAGUAGACAAAUUAUGUAUUUUAAAUCAUGUAUUAUAUAUAUGUAUUAUGAGAAAUGAUGGCAUGACAAAUGAAAUGACAUUUUUGGCUGAAUCAGUUUCUGAAACAUUAUUAUCUGAAAGAAAUACCUAAUGUAAUGGCUAAUCUGGUCAAGCAGUAGUGAUGUAUGAAGGCUUUUCUUGGGUGGAUUGCAUGUGUUUUAUUUGUACAGCAAGAGACCGCAGUACUGUAAUAUCAGGGAGGGCUAUAAUACGCAGUUUUCAAUCUCCCCUGCGCUGAUCUGGAACCUGCUGCCAGGUCCCCUUGACCGUCUCAUUCAUUAGUGCUGCAAAGGCCAGAAAAGUCCUACAUCAGCAGUCUCCCUCUUAGACCAUUUGUUUUAGUCUUCACAUCAAGAUGCUAAUGGAAGAAGUCUUAAAGGGGGAUUUCCAUUUAGAGUGAAUUCGAAAUGUAAAAUCUGGAUCUGCUCCAUACACAAUAAAAUAGGGAAACUCAUAAGUCACAUACCGGUAAUUCAUUUUUUAGAUGCACCAGCAUGCUCAAUGUAUAGGCACAACUCCAAAUUGUGCAUUCCGUAUUCACUAGACCAAAUAACCACUGUAUACUGUGUUCAGUUGAAUAAUACUGUUCAGAUUAGAAUCUAAUAAAGGAUUAACCCAAUAUGUGUCUAUUGACAAAAUACAAUUUAUUUUCAUACCAAUUGUUGGUGCUUUCAAAUAAAAACGUUCAAAUGAAA